Leptopilina heterotoma is the source of this 2542-nucleotide messenger RNA. RefSeq lists its product as uncharacterized. NCBI's taxonomy places the organism in Eukaryota, Metazoa, Arthropoda, Insecta, Hymenoptera, Figitidae. The transcript has 2 exons. The record is from RefSeq and is a predicted model, not a curated record. Bases 335 to 2134 code for a protein of 599 amino acids.
AGUGGCAACUCCAACAAAGCAAAAGUCAAAACAAAAACAUAAGAAGAAAUAUCAGCAGGAGCAAAAGCAGAAAUAUCGAAACCAGAAGUGCUAGCAAUAGCAGAACCAGAAGUGUAAGCAAGAGUAUUGGCAGAAACAGCAGCGAAGGCAAAAGCAGAAACAGUAUCAGAAACUGGAAGAAGAGCAGCAUCAGCAGAAUUAGAAGUCCAGGCAUAAACAGAAAUAACAUCAGUACCAGAAGUUCGAGCAGUAGCAAAAGAAGAGCCAGAAGCACCAGCAGAUGCAGAGCCAGAAGUUUUAACAGAAUUAGAAGAAGAUUCAUAAAACCGGUAAGAUGAAUACAAUAACUCCUAAUUCUCAGUUAUCCAACUUUCAGUCUCUUUCUGUUUGUUACUACAUUACGACACUUGGGAUUAUUCUUAAUACCAAUAAUCUGACAACAACCACAGUAGAAAAUGAUACAGUAACCGUUCUCAAUGCCCUUUUUGAAUAUCUAAGCAAAUCCGAAAACGAAACUGCCGCUAAAAUUCAUCUCCUCGACAAAGUAUCCAAACAAUCUGAACUGCAUUUUAACGGAUCCCUUACGGACAUAAAGAACGUUGACAAAUUCUAUCACCACAUCAUUAAUGCUGCUCUCUUUGCAUCCCAUGGAAACGUCACUAAUUACGUCACCAAAAUCUUCAAAGACAAUACCAACCUAACACUUUCCUCCUUCAAACGAAUUGUCUAUGAUGAUUUCUCUAAAAAUCAAAUCAUCAUUAACUGCACCCUCAGAAAGGUAUCAGAAAAAUUAAGUCCAAUAUCCAUUGAACGAAUCAUCCAAGACCACGUUUUACCAAUUUUUAUCAAAAUGUUUUCGAACCUAGAGACAAAACUAAUGAAUCUAAAGGAGAAGGAAUUGAAAAUAGUCAAACGUUCCAAAAGACAACCGGAAAGACACAAUUUAAACCAUCAUCUUCAGGAUUGGUUUAUUUCUAGAAUGAUAGAUACAGUAAUGCAUCAGGGCGCUGAACAUAUCUCAGAUGUAGAUAAGAAUUUAUUUCUGCUUUUGCUAGCCUCACUAGCUAUUAGGCAACAUAACGAACCAUGGAUGAUAGAUCCAAUUGAACUCUGGCUUUGUGAACCGUUAACUAAUUCAACAAUUCCUGAUCAAAUUGCACAAUUAGAUGAGUUCUAUGGUCGUCCAGUAUUAUUUAAUGACAUUAAAAUACUAACAACAGAACCAGGUGGUGAGAUGCCAUUUCCAAGAACACGAGCAAUUUCUUAUUCUGUACACGCAUUCAAACUUUCUCAUGUUAGAAGUGAUUCACAAUAUGGAUUUAUCGACUUGGAUGGAUAUAAUCCAGAUUUCAGAAAUCUGUACCUAACAAUUCCUGCCUUACCGUUUGAUUUGAUAAAUUUGUCACAAUCAAACGAGGGCAAUAAAGAAAUAUUACAUAUUGAAUUGAAAAGGAAACGUUUACUUUUACCCACGUGGUAUACUUAUUUAAGGCACAAAGCUGACAGUUCAUUUAAGCGCUUAUUAAAUGAAUUCCUUUUUGACAUGGCAGGCAACGCAACGAAUCAGAAUACUACAUCUGUUUUAACUUCAAACAGGAAUAUAUUUACCCAUUUAUUAAGUAAGAUAGCAACUUUGCAAAUGAACCAAGAAUGGAUGAGGGCUCCAAUUCAACUCUGGCUUUGUGAAACAUUAACUAAUACAGAAUAUAUUGAACAGCUCGCAAAUGCAGUACAUUCAAAGGGAACUUUAUUUUCCUUUAAUGACAUUAAAAUGCUAACAGAUAGAUACAGUUACGAUUCACUAUUUCCAAAAAUAGAACCAAAUUCUGAUCCGAAUUACAUAAUUUACAAUAUUAAAAGUAAUUCGCAAUAUGGAUUUGUCGACUUGUAUAAUUAUAAUGCAGCUUUCUUAAAUCGAUACAUAACAUUCCCCGAUGUUAGUUUUACAGUUAUUGAUACAUCUUUAACACACAUGGGUAACAAAUCAAUAAUAUAUAUUGAAUUGCUAAGAAAUAAUCUAUCUCAACACACAUGGUCUCGUAAUAUGAGGUCCAAAAAUUCUGAUUGGGAUACAGAUGUUUCUAAUUUUUUGGUUUACUUAGAUUCAGAAGAUAGUGAUGAUUUAGCAAUUUAAGAAGGAAGCAUUUCCCAUUCCUGUAUUUUGAAUAGCAGAAAAAAUAAAAGCUUUCAAAUUAUAAAAAAAAGUAUACUAAAAUUAAAAAUUUGCUGUCUAAAAUAUUUUAAAGUUGAAAAUUUAAAAAAAAGAAAGAAAAAAUUGAAAAACAGAUAAAAAUAUCCGAAAAUUUUGAUAAAUUUUAAAAACACGUGCAAAAAUAUUAAAAUUGUAUAAAUGAUAGCCAACGGAUAUUAAAUUUUUCUCGGAUAGAUAAGAAUAAAGAACUUUUUAUAUUGGAAUUUAAAACUCUUUUGUCUUCUUACGAAAAAAAAAAAUUAUACACUAUAUUAAAAUUAAUACAUAAGAAUUAAUUUAAUUAAUUAAUUAAUAAUAUUACUUCUUUAGUUAAUCACAAUUUUUAAUUUU